Molecule: messenger RNA, 628 nt
Organism: Polyodon spathula (Mississippi paddlefish)
Lineage: Eukaryota; Metazoa; Chordata; Actinopteri; Acipenseriformes; Polyodontidae
Product: histone H2B 5-like
Exons: 2
Cellular component (GO): nucleosome
Molecular function (GO): protein heterodimerization activity; DNA binding; structural constituent of chromatin
Source: RefSeq, a predicted model, not a curated record
GCAAUAAGGGAGAUGAUUCUUUUUCACAAUUACCUGAAAAUGGCGGAGAAAAGAAUGAAGGCUCUGCGGAUACAGAGCUCCACUUAACAAGCCGGACUCAUCUGGACCGAGCAGCGCCAUCCACCUACAGCAUGAUAACAGCAUCUACAAGAGCACAACCGAAAGCUGCACCCGCGCCGAAGAAAGGCUCCAAGAAGGCUGUUGCCAAGAGCCAGCCUAAGGGAGGAAAGAAGCGCAGAAAGAGCAGGAAGGAGAGCUACGCGAUCUACGUGUACAAAGUGCUGAAGCAGGUCCACCCCGACACCGGCAUCUCUUCCAAAGCGAUGGGCAUCAUGAACUCGUUCGUCAACGACAUUUUCGAGCGCAUCGCCGGCGAGUCGUCCCGCCUGGCUCACUACAACAAGCGCUCCACCAUCACUUCCCGGGAGAUCCAGACAGCCGUGCGCCUCCUGCUGCCCGGAGAGCUGGCCAAGCACGCCGUGUCUGAGGGCACCAAGGCCGUCACCAAGUACACCAGCUCCAAGUAAACCGAGCCCGUCCCUGCUCCGUCCUUCCAACAACACAAAGGCUCUUCUAAGAGCCACCCAAAACACCAAAGAGUUUAAUGUCUGUCAAUCGCAGCUGAAGU